GACACCGCCAUAUUUAAAUUUUCAGACGAGUGGCUGUCAGACUGUUCUUUUUCUUCGACGGAACUCUUAUUCUUUGUCUCGUAUUUUGUCCGUCUUUACUGGUUUUUCUGAGAAGGUGAAGAAACUACAUGUAACAGCCAGCAAUGCCGUACAACAGGGGGAAGUUGAAUGCCCUCUUAGGCUGGGUCAAUCUGCUUGGGGUGGGGACAGUUGAAUCCCUGAAAGAGCUCCGGGACGGACAUAUAUUGGUCAGGAUCGUUCAGCUCAUUGAUCCCAAGGUAGAGAGUGAUGCAGAGGAUGCAGAUGGAAGGGCAGAAGUGGUGAAGAGUUUCCUGGAAGGCUUCCAUGUGACCAACUUUGGAAACAACGCAUACCUGAACUGGGACGCCAUCAAACGGGCCAAUGAGGAUGAGAUCGCCAAGGCAGCCACCCUGCUCCUCUACACUGCCUUUAUGAGUGAUGCCCGAGAUCAGUUCAUGUCUAAGAUGGACGGGAGGAUGGGGAAGGACUGGGAGGUCACCAUCAAGGACAUCCUGGAGUUCAACAUCACCAACGAUAGGAAGGGCCCGCGCCCGGACUUCGCAGAGAUCCUCAAAGUGCAAAGUAUGGUGUCGCCUGAUGGCAUCAGCGACGGCGGAGACCGUAAAGGCAGCCUGACCAAUGGGAGCAUCAGGCACUGCUCCGUAGCGACUCCGAUGUCCCCGGGACCGGUGGUGACACGGCUGUUCGACAGCCCCAUGUCACCUGUGCGACACCUGAUGCAGUCUCCGCAGAUGCAGUAUAAGAUUGCUCUCACCAAGGCCCAGCAGCAGGUACAGCAGCUCAAGGUAGAGCUGGGGACUAAAAACCACAUCAUCGAGGAAGGUGACAUCCAGGUCCGGAGGAUGCAGAGGGCGCUUGAACAAAAAGAUUCCGAGAUGCGAGAAUUGGCUGCGAGACUGGAGGGCCUGAGAGCGUUGCAGGAUGAGAACGACGCCCUGCGCUCUGGUGAGGACCAGCGCAAACAGCUGCAGCAGAAGUGUGACAGGCUGACAAAAGUGCUGCAAGAGUACGAAGUCUACAAGAGUGAGUGCCAGGAGUUGAAGAAACACAAUGACCGACUCUUUGAGGAAAAACACCAGAUGGAGGAUUCUUUGAAGAGUAGUAAAGAGAUGGUGCAACAGGUUCAAGAGCUUCAGGCGGAGCUCCACCGUGCAGACCAGCAUGCACAGUCCCUGCAGGAGUCCCUGGCUGCCAAGGACAGGGAGCUGGUCCACAUGCAGCAGGAGAAGGCCCAUGUGCUGGAGCAGGCUCGGUACACCCAGGAGAGACUCCGGGAGACAGAGGAGGAGCUAAGGGAGACCAUGCACAGCAGUGGGGUUGAGUCCAUGGCCCUUGGUGAGUCCCUAGGAGGUAUAAUGGAUAAGCAUGCCCAGCAGCUGGAACAGGAGCUGGCCCUGUUACGGGACACAUGGACCAGCCCGGAGGAGGCUGCCAAACAGGAGGAGAAACACAGAACGGACAUUCAUCAGCUCCAGCAGGACCUUCAGAAUCUCCAGAAUGAAGCCGCGAUGGAGAAGGAAGCUCUCCAGUCCAAGCUGGGUGCGGUCUGCGCAGCCAAGACCGCCAUGGGUGUGACGCUAGAGAACGAGCGCUGGACCUUCCAAGCCAAGAAGGAUGCUUACAGGGAGGAGAUUCUAGAGAUUGGGAGGAAGUUUGAAGGUAGCAAACAGAGGAUAGCGCAGCUUGAAGAGGAGAAUAGCGUCAUCAUGGCAAUGAUGCAGGAUGAAAAGGAUGCUCUCCAUCGUCAACUAGAAGAGAUGUCCGCUGCGGCAGAACAGAAGUGCCUGCAGUUGAACGACCAGCUUAGCCUCCUACAGGAAGAAAAGGCGGCCGUCGUGGCCAACCUUGAGGGCUUCACAGCCAGGAUGGAAACAAAGGUAGCGGGGCUAGAGAAAGAACUGGAACAAACAGCCCACGACAAAACUGCUGCGGAGAGCACGCUUCGCGUUACUACAGAGCAGCUGACCGCUGUAGAAAGGGAGAAAGCAGCAGUAAUGUCGGAGCUGGAGCAGGUCAAGGCUCAGAAAGACAAGGAGAAAGGGCAGCUGCAGGAUCGACUGGUGGCCAUGGCAACUGAGAACUCCGCCCUAUCCGCAGAGCUGGAGAGUAAAGGAAAGCUGUGCCUCACCCUGGAGGCUGAGAAGUCCAUGCUAGCGGAUGCCAUCGGGAAGCUCGGUGCGUCAUCGGAGAAGGAGAAGAACGAACUCCAAACCCUUGUGGAUGGUCUCAACACCGAGCGGGACGGUCUGUUGGACCAAUUAGAGGUCACAAACAGGGAGAAGGAAGACCUACAACGGCAGAACGCAGACCUCCGCACCGAAGUCGACAGCUACACGCAGGACAAGGGAGGCGUCAUGCAGAAAUUAACCGAGGUAGCUGCAUCGAAUGCCGAGCUGAAGGCAAAGUUGCAACAUAGCCGUUUAGACUCCAUCAGCGAUUGCCUAGACAUCCUCAUAUCCUCCCAGGAGGAUUCCAUGGACAGUGUCCGACAAGAGCAUGCGGAGCUCUGCAUGGAAAACAGGGAACUCCUCAAGAAAACGGAAGAGCUGAAGAAGCUCCUAGAAGAAAACUCAGACCAGCUCCACCUCGUGACGGAAGAAAAAGAAGUCAAGAUCUUGAACCUGGAGUUGGAAGUGCGGGAUCUGCAGUGUUCUCGGGACAAAGCGCAGCAGGAAACGUGGUCGCUGCAAGCCGAGAUCUCCCAGAUGGAGAGAGCUGCUGAAGUCCUGAAAGAGCAACAUGCACAAUUGCAGCAGUUAGAGUCAAACAGUCAAGAACAACUGGAGAAGGCGGCAGGCAUGCAGACGGAGCUUCAGUUUAUCCAGGAUAGACUGGUUCUUAGUGAAACUGCAAAGAACAGGGUUGAAGCCCAGAAUAUGGAGCUGUGUUCAGAGAUACAGACCAUGAAGGAACAGGUGUCGUCUCUGGAGUCUGCCAUCAGUGUCCACCAACAGCAGCUCCAGGACAAGGAGGAGGCUAUCACGGUUAAGGACAAGAUAACACAGGAGCUGCAGAGUCAGCUGGAAGUGAACAGAAUGGAGAAAGAAGCAGCACAACAGCAGCUUGUCAUGGUACAGUCAGCGUUAGACCAGGCAGAAGCUGGCAAGGCAGACCUCAGGGGACAGCUCUCUACAGCCCAACAGCACCUGGAGGAAAGUACAGCUGGUAGUCAAGAGCUUCAGAGACAACUUGAGACAGCACAGGUACAGCUAGAGGAGAGGAAAACUGCCAAUGAUGACCUUCAGAGCCACAUAAGUACAGCACAGGAACAGCUCGAGUCUGCCAGGGCCAACUUCCAGUGUCAGCUCCAAAGUGUACAAGGACAGCUGAAGCAGGCUGAAGCUGCUAGGAGUGACCUUCAAAGCCAGCUACAGACAGCUCAAGAACAGCUUCAUAAGAAGGAUACUAUACAAGGUGAACUCCAGAACCAGCUGCAGACAGCACUGACCAGUCUACAGGAAAGCAAAGAUAGCAGAUGUGACCUUCAAAGCCAGCUAAAGACAGCUCAAGAACAGCUUCAUAAGAAGGAUACUAUACAAGGUGAACUCCAGAACCAUCUUCAGACAGCACUGGCCAGUCUACAAGAAAGCAAAGAUGCCAGAUGUAACCUUCAAAGUCAGCUACAAACAGCCCAAGAACAGCUUCAUCAAAAGGAUGCUGCACAAGGUAAGCUCCAGAGCCAGCUGCAGACAGCACAGGCAAGUCUACAGGAAAGCAAAGAUGCCAGGUGUGACCUUCAAAGCCAGCUUCAGACAGCUCAAGAACAGCUUGGGCAAAGAGAUGCUGCACAAGCCGAGCUCCAGAACCAGCUACAGACAGCAUUGGCAAGUCUACAGGAAAGCAAAGAUUCCAGAUGUGACCUUCAAAGUCAGCUUCAACAGAAGGAAGCUGCCCAAAGUGACCUCCAUAAUCAGCUACAGACAGCAGUGGCAAACCAACGAGAAAUUGAAGUUGCCAGGAACAGCCUUCAAAGUCAGCUGCAGACAGCACAAGAGCAGCUUCAACAGAAGCAUUCUGCCCAGACUGACCUACAAGUUCAACUAGAGACAGCAGUUGCAAACCAACAACUGCUUGAAGCUGCCAGGAACAGCCUUCAAAGUGAGCUGCAGACAGCACAGGAGCAGCUUCAACAGAAGCAUUCUGCCCAGACUGACCUACAAGUUCAACUAGAGACAGCAGUUGCAAACCAACAACUGCUUGAAGCUGCCAGGAACAGCCUUCAAAGUGAGCUGCAGACAGCACAGGAGCAGCUUCAACAGAAGAAUGCUGCCCAGACUGACCUACAAGCUCAACUCGAGACAGCAGUGGCAAACCAUCAACUGCUUGAAGCUGCCAUGAACAACCUUCAAGGUCAACUGCAGACAGCACAGGAGCAGCUUCAGCAGAAGAAUGCUGCCCAGACUGACCUACAAGCUCAACUCGAGACAGCAGUGGCAAACCAACAACUGCUUGAAGCUGCCAGGAACAACCUUCAAGGUCAGCUGCAGACAGCACAGGAGCAGCUUCAACAGAAGAAUGCUGCCCAGACUGACCUACAAGCUCAACUCGAGACAGCAGUGGCAAACCAUCAACUGCUUGAAGCUGCCAGGAACAACCUUCAAGGUCAACUGCAGACAGCGCAGGACCAGCUUGAACAGAAGAAUGCUACCCAGACUGACCUACAAGUUCAACUUGAGACAGCAGUGGCAAACCAUCAACUCCUUGAAGCUGCCAGGAACAGUUUUCAAUGUCAGCUGCAGACUGCACAGGAAGAGCUUCAACAGAAGGAUACAGAAAUGAGCAGUCUCCACAGCCAGCUAGAAACAGCACAGGGACAGCUGAAGGAGACUGAAACUGCUCGAAACAUCCUUCAGACACAGCUUGAGCAGACGGAGGCAGGGAGGAACGACCUCCAGACCCAGGUGGACCUGGUGCAGGCUCAGUACCUACAGAACCAGACCAGCUCUGAUGAGGCUGUUGCUGAACUCCGAGUCCAGGCAGCACACUUCGAACAGGAGUGCUCCCAGCUACAGGGGGAAAAACAGCAGCUGCUCAAGCAGUGGGAGGAGAUGAUGGCGUACAAGGUACAGGUGGAACAGCAGCACAGCACCUUGAAGAGGGAGCUGGGUGAGGCAGCUGCGUGCUGUCAGCGGCUGGAGGCCAGCAAUGCAACACUGUGUGCACAGCAGCAGGAGAUGCUCGCUAAAGAAAACAGUUACAGACAACAGGUGGAGACAAUGCAGCACCACAUCGAGGAACAGCUAAGAGGUGUCAAUGAGCUGCAAGGUGCACUGGAGGAGACUCAGAGCCAGAAGAAGUUGCUGGAGGAACAUCUUCAACAGUCGCAGUCCCAGCAGCUGCAGGUGUCUGAACAGCUGAAAAGCUACCAGGUGCACUACCAGGCUAAGAAAGACCGGAUCCAGGACCUGGAGAAGUCACUGCAGAAACAGCAGAAUGCCUAUGAGUCGGUGAAAAUCCAGCUGGAAACAGAACAUCAAGAGAAGAACAAACUGAAGAAGGAAAACUGCAGUCUCUCCACGGAUGUGAAAACAGCCAUAGAAAAACUCAAGGAGGAAGAGGCUACAUCCAAGAAACUUUAUCAACAGGUGCGUUCGCUGGAGGCACAGGUAGACCUGGCCAAUCGGCAGCUUCGGCAGCAGAAGCUCGAGGAGGACGGGCCUGCCCGCAGUACGCGAUCUAGCAGUGUGUUCUUCAUCCCCGCUGAGCACUUCAACGCCACCACAGACAGCAUAGAGGACAGCACUAAUGAUGUGACGUUUGACUUGAGGCCGCGCUCGCGGCACAGCACGACGAGAGAUGACCUUGACAGGACGCUGUCCAACAGCCAGGGGUCAGACGAGAAUGAAGACAGGAAAAACAGGACCAUCAGCACAGACAGUCUGGAAGGGGACAGCCUCGAUACAUCAGUGUACAGCAGGAGUUCACAGGACAGUUCGGUGUCCACACAUAGUCAGCGGCGCCGCACCACGGUUAGUAUCGAGAUGGUCCAGACAGAUGAGUCUCUGUCCCGUAGGUUGUCCCGUACCUCCACGGAGCACGUAGACCUGGGGUCUUCUAUCGGAUCAGCCUCCAGUUGGAGGGGAGCAGCUCCCAGGUUCUUUGUGUCAGAGUGUGAAGAGGAACCAGAGCAGUACGACUGGGACCGCCUCUCCGAGCUGCAAAGAAGAAACACCCUGCAGCCAAGACAUCUUCAGAGCUGUUAUCCCUUAGAAACCCAGGGUGCAGAGUUGGAGGAAACUGAAGACUUGAGUAAGACGAUACGCGGUGCAACACUACGCUCCUCUCAGGCCGCAAAAACCAUCACCCCGGGCAAGAAAAGGAGGCACGAAGUGGAUGAGAACGGUUCUACCAGAAAAAAGACCAUGGUGAUUCCCAGCACACCCAAGUCCAUCUUGAAGACUCCCAAGAAGAUCGCCUCUGCAGCAGCUAGUGUCUUCAAGAAGCCAGGUAAGACUCCCGCCAAGAAGGCAAACACGCCCAACAGGAGGCGGUCACCGCGUCUUCAGGGUCGGGGGAAGUCUCCCGCCAAACGGCAGAACAGGACCUUCAACAAGACGCCCACCAAAACCCCCAAUAGCCUUAAUGUACAGCAGCCUAAGCAGGACCCACGAAGGCAGAGUAUUGCCUUCAACAUCGGCUUCAGCCCCAUGAAGGCCUUCAGGAAGUCUAAUCGCAAGGAGGCGCGGAAGGAGCCGUCACAGCGGAGAAUGAGCAUUGCCAAUGUAAAGACCUUCCUCCACAUGAAUAACUCCAAACCAGACAAGGCAAAGGCAGGCCGUAAACCCUUGGCAACAAGGAACAACGCACAAACAGGGGUGUAACAGCAGGACAAUCGAGUCAGUUUGGUACCCCUGGGUGGAUACAUGUAGUUUGCAGAUCUUCAACAUUGAAAUCAGUGCAAUAGAAAAUUUGGGUAGAGGACACAUUUCAGUGUGAUGGUGAUUAAACACGUAAAUCUUGUAAAUCUAUGUCGUGAACCAGUUAAGUUGGUCUCCUGUAAAAUCAUGCCAGACUUGGCCAGACCUGUUUUCGCUUUAAAGACUACAGCAGCUACAUUGUUCACGGUGAUUCAUAAAAAAGCGUAAUUUGCACAAUGUAUAAAACUUAUCAUCAUGGGUGUUUUUUUUUUAUUGCUAAUUGCUGUAGUAUUGUAAGGGACACUAAAGUGUUCAUAAGUACCAGAGUUGAAUAUUUUCCUAGACUAUUUUAUCAAUAAGAUAGCUCUUAUUACAGGCAUUAUAGAAUUUGGUGAAUCGUUUGUGUUUACUGUUGUACGAACAUUUAAUAAAGGAUUUGUUUGUCCAAUUUUUACAGUAGAAAAGAAAAAGUGUAUGUUGAACAACACUGAUCUGAUAAAGAAUGGAUCUUUAUUAUUGUAGUUCUCUUAUGACAGCCUUAUAAUGCUUAACUGUAUAUAUGUACUGUACAAAUUCUUCCUCUCUAAGGGUGAUCUAUUGUGUGAUUGUUUUCCUAUGUCUGGAUAAAUAAAUAUGAUGUCUGUCUAU
Molecule: messenger RNA, 7547 nt
Organism: Branchiostoma floridae (Florida lancelet)
Lineage: Eukaryota; Metazoa; Chordata; Leptocardii; Amphioxiformes; Branchiostomatidae
Product: nuclear mitotic apparatus protein 1-like
Exons: 29
Coding region: 144-6863 (2239 amino acids)
Source: RefSeq, a predicted model, not a curated record